This is a messenger RNA of Acanthosepion pharaonis, 963 nucleotides long. The record is from the annotation of a GenBank genome assembly. NCBI's taxonomy places the organism in Eukaryota, Metazoa, Mollusca, Cephalopoda, Sepiida, Sepiidae.
AUGGUUGAGAGCGUAGUAUGUGAUAAAGCUGCCCAGAGCACUGGUGAUAAUUGCUCAAGUACAUAUAAUUCUUCUUCUUCUUCUUCUUCUUCUUCUUCUUCUUCUUCUUCUUCUUCUUCUUCUUCUUCUUCUAUUACUUUCUUUUCCUUUUCUCUGUCUGUCUGUCUGUCUGUCUGUCUCUCUCUCUCUCUCUCUCUCUCUCUCUCUGUCGAUCGCUCUUGCUUGUUUUCCUUUCUUUUUCAUUCCUCUUUACAUCCAUAUCACCUAACCCUCAAACACCCUACCGAUUCCACUAUUUAUCACACUCUAUUAUCCCCCCUGCACUCACUAACCCACCCACCCAUCCAUUUUUUUACCCUCAUCUCAUUAUCCCUUUUUAAUGCCGGACGUCUUUCUGAUUCCUUUCCUUCCGCUUCAGUUUUCUUUUUCUUUUUUCUUUUUCUCUUUCUUAUUCUGACUUUCUUUUCUUCUCCUCUUCCUUCUUUCUCAUUUUAUCUUCCUCCUGUUUAUUUUUCUCUUCUUCUUCCUUUUUCUACCCUUGUUAUUUACUUCUAUUUUCAUAUUUCAAAUUUUGUUCCCCCCAACUUCCUUAUUCAAUAUCAUCUACUUGUUUCCUUUUCCUCUCAUCUUAAUUGUCUUUCCAUCUACUUCCUCCCUUUUCUUUUAUUCUCAUUCCAUUCUCGUUUCAUUCUCGUUUCAUUCUCGUUUCAUUCUUCUUCUUUAUCAAUGACCAUCUCUCAUUCUUUUCUUUCAUUAUUUUAUGCUUUAUUUUCCUUCGCUUUUACCCAGUGUCUAUUCUGCGUCUUGUUUAUCCAGCAUCUUUGCUUCAUAUUUAUUUCCUUCAUUUUUCCUUACCUUUUCUUUAUUCAUUAUUCAUUCCCCCUUCAUCGCUUUCUUCAUUCCUUUUACACUGUCACUUCCAUCGAUUCUUUCACUUCCUCCGCCAUGUUUUUUUCUUUAUAA